Messenger RNA from Nymphaea colorata (pocket water lily), 453 nucleotides. Its product is annotated as disease resistance protein Roq1-like. NCBI's taxonomy places the organism in Eukaryota, Viridiplantae, Streptophyta, Magnoliopsida, Nymphaeales, Nymphaeaceae. Gene Ontology annotation, biological process: signal transduction. The transcript has 2 exons. Bases 1 to 453 code for a protein of 150 amino acids. The record is from RefSeq and is a predicted model, not a curated record.
AUGGAGGGGGCUACUGAAGAGAAAGGCGUCUGCUUUCAUGGUUGUGGUGCCGAUGGAACAGAGGGAUCCUGGCAAGCUUCUCAAGGAGACGAUGGACAGAAAUUUGAUGUUUUCUUAAGUUUUAGAGGGGCCGACACUCGCAAGGGAUUCAUUGGCCAUCUUUAUGAUGCCUUGGUAACAAGGGGCAUCUCUACUUUCAUAGAUAACGUGAAUUUGGAGAAAGGUGAAAGCGUGAAUAACUUUUCUGGGCUCAUCAUUCCUGUAUUCUUCGGUGUCGAACCUUCCGUUGUUGAGAAGCAGGAAGGUCUCUUUCUGCCAGCGUUCCAGAAGCAUGAAAAAAAUGAGAAGCUAAAGGAAGAGAUGAGCAACUGGAAAAAUGUUUUGCGUGAGGUUGGAAAGAUAUUGGGGUUCAACCUAAAGGAUGCAAAUGAGUAUGCUCUCAGCCAACUCUAG